CGCACACUGCCGCAAUCGUAGGUACCAUAACAUAACUGCAUCAACAGAUGAACGGAGAUUGAUGCCGAUUCGGAAGCACUAUAUAGCUCAAUAAGCUGGAACAGUUCAAUCUAAGAUUAUGGAGCUUGUGUAAACAAAAUUGUUGAUUGAGAUUUUUGAUUGUGUCGCAUAACCAUAAACACAAUCGCUUUGGAGCACAUUUUCAGAGAAUUGGAUUUGGAUUCGAAGUGUGAUUAUUUUAGGAUAUAGGUGUAAGACUAGUGAAACGGCAUAAAGAAGAUAAUAAAAGAAUUCAAUUAACCAAGAAUCGUGACAUUAAAGCUUCGUUGCUGACUUUUCAAGCAGUCCAAGGCAAUAGGCAACAUUGAGAUAACAUUUAGAUAACGUAACGUCAAAAUCUCUCAAGAUAUACGUUCACAAACUUCAGACCAGCCUUCGCGAGGAGCACAUUUAAUGUAUACAUAGUCUGGAUGAAGUCUAUUACAGAGAAACAAGCCUUAGUUCUUGUACAUUCUGAGGUUACGUCUGUUUAGAAGCCCUUAACAUAUCUGGCAGUUGCUUUUCUAUUUUCAGACUGUAUUGCAAAGGUCGAGAAUUUCCACCUAGAAUAGAGUCAGUUGGUAAAUACAUGCCGCAUAUACGCGAUAUGAAGAACAGUGCGCAAUAGGAACAUUGCAUUGAAAGCCGGUAAAUAUAAUCCAAGAGUCUAAAGAGAGAAAAUAGAGAACAGCAAUGUAUAAGAUAAGCUAAUUACUUGAUGAGAUACAGAUUUAUAAUUGGAUAAAUUGAGUAGGAUAACGCCGACAAAGGACGCUAAAUUAAACGCUAAAAAACGUCAGACGAGAAUAACUCUGAUUUGUUUUCCUCGACCUCUGAGUAUCAUUGGCGUUGGAACGACAUACAACUAUUUAGAAAUUAAUCUUGUGUCUAGUUUGGAGCCCUUGGUUAACCUACAAGAUGACAUCCCCGGAUUCAUACAGUUACAUUGAUCCAAUGUAUCACCAGUUCGAAGCCCAUUUUCCGGACCGACAUCUCCGGCUUGGCCCGCUAUCUGGCGUCCCUGAAAACAAGGCGGUACCCAAAGGAGCAAAAAAGGGGAAAAUGAGACGCAAUCGUAACCAGGCGAGAUAUAAAACUCAGCCAAUCACAUUCGAUGAGAUCAAAGAAGUCGAUGAGGAGAAGGAGGAGGACACAACUACAAAGAAAGGAGAUAUCCUUAGUCAACUAACCGCAUUCUCGAGGUCCAUGGAUGGUCUAAUGCCAACGAAGAAAAAUCUCAAGCUUGCGACGCCCUUAUUGAGAACCCCAUUGGGAAAUAUAUCUGCCCCACUAGAUAUCGCUCAUCCAAAGGUCAGAGACGGGCCAUCGCCAAUCCUUGAACAACCUCCUAAAGAUUCCGAGCUUCAAUUUACGAGGCAAGAUCUUGAAGAGCCUUCGUUAACCUCUUCUCGAACGGAACCUAUAUUGCCUUCACUAAAAACAGAAUCUUCCUUAUCAUUAACGGAUCCCAUAUCAUCCUCAACAAAAACGGAAACAAGCCCAUCCGGCCCCGAGGGACAAUCUAAUCGGGAUAAUAAAUCCUCUGAUAAAACAGAUAGACUGCUAGAUUCGGAAACAUCGUCUGCUGAACGCAAAAUUGAGCAGACGGACGCCCUUGCUAAAAAUGAUUCAUCAAAAUGUAUGGAAUCCGACCCAAACAAGGAUGAGUCAAAACUGAAUGGAAGUAAUUUGACAAGUGUGGAUACAGCGAAAUCAACGGCAGAUACAUAAUAUUUUGAACAGUAAGGUUGUGCUGAACUUUGUAUUUAUUACCACGAUGUAUGAGGAGUGUUUUCUCAAACUUUGAGAUUUAAGAACUACCAUGACCUGCCAUCUUUCGAAUGAACAACAAAUGGAUUGAAAGAAGGCAAAAAUGUAAUGUUGAGCGAAAAUGGAUUAAUUUCAUGGUCUUUCUGACGUGCCGCAAUUUUUCAGACAGUCUAAAGUAUCAUCUCCAUACUUAAUCGGCAUCGCUUUUGAUUGAUCACAGUGAAUGCUUGUAGUAAUAAGAGUGUUAUCAAUCCAUAGGCUACUGUAUUGUUUUUGCAUAGUCUUACAUAAAGUCUGUAUGUAUAGUGUAUACGGAAAGGUUUUUCUUAUGACUGGUCAUGGGUGAUGUUAACGUUCUAAAUCUGA
This is a messenger RNA of Owenia fusiformis, 2175 nucleotides long. NCBI's taxonomy places the organism in Eukaryota, Metazoa, Annelida, Polychaeta, Sabellida, Oweniidae. The record is from the annotation of a GenBank genome assembly.